Molecule: messenger RNA, 1956 nt
Organism: Fukomys damarensis (Damara mole-rat)
Lineage: Eukaryota; Metazoa; Chordata; Mammalia; Rodentia; Bathyergidae
Gene: Cenpq
Product: centromere protein Q
Exons: 9
Coding region: 402-1202 (266 amino acids)
Source: RefSeq, a predicted model, not a curated record
GGAGAGAAACUGGAAAGCCUGGUGCGCUUCUAAGUGCAGAGGCCCUACUCUUUAGCCGAGCUCUGGGAUUCGGUUGUGGGAGAAGGGGGCCUCACACAGCUGGAAACCCUGCAGUCCAGCCGGAGCGAACGCCCGCCGGACGAACCAGGGGAUUGGCUGACACGACCCUGCUUCCAGCCAAUCACGUUGCUCUCUCGGGCGCGUUUCUAAUACCGGAAGAGACCGGCUGGAGGUCCGCCUCCUGCAACACGCGUUUCGGCUUUAUUCCUAUCCCCACCUACUUCCGGUCCCUGUGGCGUUUUGGUUGUUUGGGCGCGAAUUCCUGUAAGUGCGGUUUUCAGACACGUUCAAGAAGAAUCAGUCGCGUUUUUUAAAAGCAAAACUGUACUGUUUAGAUCAAGAUGCCUGGUAAAGCAAAUGCUUCCAAGAAAACGUCUCAACAAUUAAAAAAACCUUCAAAAAGAAAAAUUGAUGAAGUGGAGUUGUCAGAGAAACAGGUUAGAAGCACAAUAAAAAGAAGUAAAAGUCAUCCAAAGCACAUGUCUUCUGAAGGACAAACAAAUACUACUAAUCUAAAGCAGAUAAAGAUAGCAUCCAACAAGAGAAAAACCUGGCAGCCUCUUUCAAAGAGUGUGAGGGAGCAUUUGCAAACGAUGAUGGAAGCAGUAAUAAUAGCAAUUUUGAGUAAUAAUAUUAAAGAAAAAGAAAAAAUUCAGUAUCAUCUCAACUGCCUGAAGAAAAGGUUGCUACAACGGUGUGAAACCCUGAAAGCCCCUCCCCAAAAACUGAAAUAUUUAACUAAUGUGACAAGUCUACUGAAAAUGGAAAGAACACAAAACAGAGAUAAUGAAGAAGGGCUGGCAUUAUUGCAGGAAGAAAUAGACAAAAUAAUACAGACUACAGAGUUGGUGACUGGGAAUAUUCAGAGUCUGAAAAAUAAAAUUGAAAUUCUGGCACAUGAGAUAGAGGAAGAGGAGGAAAAGGCAAAAGAGAUGCUUCCACUGGAUAGACGUAACAUACUUUCUCUCCCAGAACUUUCUCAGCACAGUCUGAAAGCACCCACACUGCAGAAAGAAGUUUUGAUGCAAAUUCCAAACCAGAAUGUUCUUCUAAAAGACUUGGAUGUUCUUCAUAAUUCAUCCCAGAUGAAGAGCAUGUCAGUGUUCAUUGAAGAAGCUUAUAAGAAACUAAGUGCCUCUUAGAGAAUUUUUUUACAUUGUUUCCUAUUAAUUUAAUGUUUAUAAAUUUGUAAAACUAUUAACCUAUGAUGUUACAGAGGCUGAAGCUUCUGCAGGAUUUAUGAUCCUCUAAUAUGCACUUUAAAAUUGGCCUAUGUGGGCCUAUCAUUAGCAUCUAAUGUAGUCCUAAAUACUGUUUUUAGCAGUUGCGAAGUCUAGAAAAUCAAUAUUUAUAUUGGUGUACUGCAGUUAUUUGCCUAAAACAUAUGGUGGGAAUAGCUAGGAUAGCUAGUUUGUGACGGCUACUUGGAGCUUACCUGUUGUUGGCACAGAGGAGUUAUGAUGCUGGGACAUUGUAUGUGUGAAGUGCCUGUGUGUAGAGCUUACAGAAUAGAAACGUGUUUACAUCACUCAUUCUGUAGCUGAGAGCUUGCUUUGAAAAAUCCCCGAGUGUCCCUACCCUUACCUAACUCCCUAAUCUUGUUCAAUAGUUAAAGUUUUCUGGGUUCCUUCAGCUUUGAAAUUGGCGUUAAGUUUUUAUUUCAUUUAUUUCCUACUGUCAUCAAAGCAUACUCUUAAGAAAACUAUUAAAAAGGAAUCUAAGCACAUUUAUUCCCUUAAAACAAACGAAAAAACUGUUUUGAGAACACCCGUUGCAUGAGAACUAGCCACCAAAGGUUCUUGCUCUGAGAAACGAAAGAAGGCAGACAGCUGGGUCUGGUGGCACAUGCCUGUAGUCCCAGCACAUGGGAGGCGGGGGCAGGAGGAUCUCUGCAAG